Messenger RNA from Gossypium arboreum, 1358 nucleotides. Its product is annotated as peroxidase 46-like. Lineage: Eukaryota; Viridiplantae; Streptophyta; Magnoliopsida; Malvales; Malvaceae. The record is from RefSeq and is a predicted model, not a curated record. The transcript is spliced from 4 exons. The coding region runs from base 134 to 1129 and encodes 331 amino acids. Gene Ontology annotation, biological process: response to oxidative stress; hydrogen peroxide catabolic process. Gene Ontology annotation, molecular function: heme binding; peroxidase activity.
GCAACCUUUGGCUAGUUGACUAUUGAUCACCUCUUACAACAAAUGUAUCAGUAAAUGUAGAUCAGCGUUAACUAUAGAGAAAAGGCCAGAGUAGAACUAGUUAUACAGUUUAUGCUAGACAAUCAGGGCCUCAAUGGAGAUGAAGAUUACUGUCUCUUGCCCAACACCAAAUCGUUGCACUCUUCUCAUUCUUGUUUUGUUUUCUUUUGCUGCCUCGCCUUUGCAUGCUAGCCUCUCGUUCAACUUCUAUGCAAGUUCAUGUCCUACUGCUGAGCUCAUUGUCAGCAACAUGGUCAGAUCAGCUUCCUCUUCUGAUCCGACCAUUCCCGGGAAACUACUGCGCCUCUUGUUCCACGACUGUUUCGUGGAGGGUUGUGAUGCAUCAGUACUGUUACAAGGAAAUGGAACUGAGAGAAGUGAUCCAGCAAAUACCUCUCUUGGAGGAUUUUCGGUUAUCGAUUCGGCUAAAAGUGUGCUCGAAAUCUUCUGUCCAGAGACCGUUUCUUGUGCUGAUAUUGUUGCCUUGGCUGCUAGAGAUGCAGUUGUUACAGCAGGUGGACCUGCAUUCGAGAUUCCAACAGGAAGGAGAGAUGGGAGAAUAUCCAAUGCUGCAAAUGUUAGAUCCAAUAUUGUAGAUACAAGUUUUACCAUGAUUGAAAUGAUAAGGCUCUUCAAUUCUAAAGGCUUGUCUUUAGAUGACCUUGUUACUCUAUCAGGUGCUCAUACUAUAGGAGUAGCUCAUUGUAAUGCAUUCAGUGAUCGAUUUCAAAUGGACUCCAAGGGAAAUCUCACCUUGAUUGACACAUCCUUAGACAAGGCCUAUGCAAAAGAGCUCAUGAAAAAGUGUCCAUUGGGUUCAAGCGCGUCUAAAACAGUAAACAAUGAUCCCGAAACAUCCUUUGCGUUUGAUAAUCAGUAUUACAUCAAUCUAUUGGGUCACAAGGGAUUAUUUCAAUCAGACUCGGUUCUUGUAGAGGAUGAAAGAACCAGUGCAAGAGUAGAAGCAUUUGCAAAUGACCAAGAAACCUUUUUCCGGAGUUGGAGGGACUCAUUCUUGAAGCUCACUACCAUUGGAGUGAAAACAGAUGAUGAAGGGGAAAUCCGACAGUCUUGUUCAUUUGCUAAUUAGGUGCAGAUGUAUCCUAUAUAUAUAGACAUACAUGUUACAUAUGAUAUUAGUAGUGCAGACUUAGAUAUUAAUAGUGCAGACUUAGUUGUCCAAAUAAAGGCUCUUGAGCUUGUAAUAAUGCCUAUAUUACAUCUGAUAUAUACAGGUAAAUUUUGUCUGUGAUGUUGUCCUCUAGCUUGUAUAUUUUUGGAGAAAUCUAAUGGACCUAGUUGGAUGAUGAAAUUAAUAA